This is a messenger RNA of Nematolebias whitei (Rio pearlfish), 1944 nucleotides long. Its product is annotated as transmembrane protease serine 9. NCBI's taxonomy places the organism in Eukaryota, Metazoa, Chordata, Actinopteri, Cyprinodontiformes, Rivulidae. The coding region runs from base 1 to 1944 and encodes 647 amino acids. Gene Ontology annotation, biological process: proteolysis. The record is from RefSeq and is a predicted model, not a curated record. Gene Ontology annotation, molecular function: serine-type endopeptidase activity. The transcript is spliced from 10 exons.
AUGGCGUUUCAUAAAGUGAUGUGUGUGGCGGCUGCUCUCACUCUCCUGACCCAAGAGUCUGAGUCUCAGUUAUCGGUUUGUGGUCAACCAACUCUCAACACCAGGAUUGUUGGAGGCCAGGUGGCUCCUGGAGGAAACUGGCCCUGGCAGAUCAGUCUGCAAACCUCAGCUCAUUUUUGUGGAGGAUCUCUGAUCAACAACCUGUGGGUAAUGACUGCUGCUCAUUGUGUCUCAAGUGGAAACCCAUCUGGUCUGACGGUGUAUCUGGGUCUUCAGAGUCUGCAGGGAUCCAAUCCAAAUCAAGUUUCUCAAACAGUAGUACAGAUCAUUGUUCACCCAAGCUAUGACUUUUCAACCUCUGACAACGACAUCGCCCUCCUGAAGCUGUCCUCGCCGGUAACCUUCAGCCCCUACAUCAUGCCCGUCUGUCUGGCAGCUUCAGACAGCAGCUUCUACAGUGGAGUCUCCUCAUGGGUCACUGGCUGGGGCAACACUGGAAGUACAGCGGGCCUUCCUCCACCUCAAAACCUAAUGGAGGUGCAGCUUCCAGUUGUGGGAAACAGACAGUGUAACUGUAACUAUGGAGUGGGCCACAUCACUAACAAUAUGAUCUGUGCUGGGUUAUCUGAGGGAGGGAAGGACUCCUGUCAGGGGGAUUCAGGAGGUCCGAUGGUGAGCAAGCAGGGUAAUCGAUGGAUUCAGUCAGGAAUUGUGAGCUUUGGAGUAGGAUGUGCCCUGCCAAAUUAUCCAGGAGUCUACACCAGGGUAUCCCAGUACCAAAAAUGGAUCAACACCCAGAUUACCAGCAACCAGCCGGGCUUCCUUACUUUUACAUCAAAUGGGACCAACAGUGACCUCAGUGUUUCCUGUCCAGGCUUGCCACCAAUCACCACCCCCACAACCCCGACAACUACAAUCACAUCAACUACAACCACAACUACUACAUCAACAACAUCCACAACUUCUACAACAAACACAACCACAACAACCAGCCCACCAACUUCCCAUACAACAACCACACCUACAACGACCACAUCAACAGCAACAACAACAACAACAACAACAACAACAACUACCCUCCCACCAAGCACCAAGCCUAAUCAGGUGGUCUGUGGUAAAGCCCCUCUGAACACUCGUAUUUCUGGUGGAAGUUCGGUGGUGACAGCUGGUGCGUGGCCAUGGAUGGCGAGUCUGCAGAAAAAUGGACAGCACGUGUGUGGUGGGACGCUGGUGACUGAGAACUCUGUGCUAACCAACGCCAACUGCUUCUCAGGCUCUCCUAAUGCCUCUGACUGGACGGUCAUUUUGGGUCGUCUGAAGCAGAACGGCUCAAACCCCUUUGAGGUGUCUUUGAAUGUGACAAAUAUUACCCUGAGCAACUUGACGGGGUCCAACAUCGCGGUUCUUCAGCUGUCAGCCCAACCCGUCCUGAACAACUACAUCCAGCCCAUCUGUCUGGACAUCGGAAGAACCUUCCCGGUGGGAUCGACCUGCUGGGCUGCUGGUUGGAGCACUGGGCAAGGAGGAAACGAACAGGUUCUGCUGGAGUUCCCGACAUCAGUGCUGGACUGUGGGAACGUGUCGAUAAGUGACAGCAUUUGUACCGCACUCUUUACACUGGAGCAGGGGAACUCUGGCGACCCGCUAAUGUGUAUGCAGAACGGCUCCUGGUUCCAGGCGGUCGUGCUAACAUUUUCAGGCACCUCCACGAGGCAAAACCGACAGGCACCAGUGCUUGUCUUUAAAACAGUGAAUUACUUUCAGCAAUUUUUGAAGGAGUCACUGGGCACAUUGUUGUCUCCAUCUUCCACUGACACCACCACCAACAGCAUCAACCUAACUACCACAAUCACCCCGACAACCAUCAAGUCAAGUGGGGUAACUCCCAAUCCCUUCCCCUUCUUCCUGUGUCUUCACUUUCUUGUCCUCACCUUGUGUCUCUAA